This is a messenger RNA of Lactuca virosa, 3457 nucleotides long. NCBI's taxonomy places the organism in Eukaryota, Viridiplantae, Streptophyta, Magnoliopsida, Asterales, Asteraceae. The record is from the annotation of a GenBank genome assembly.
UUUCUUCCUUCAUUCUUCGGUCAACGAGUCACCAAAACAAAACCAGCAACUUUUCUCCCUCCUUUCCCCUCUCUCUCACAUACACAUAGCAAUCUGGUUGUGUUCUUUCCUAGCCUCUUGAGGUUUCCCCACACCCCCAUUUAUUGUUCUUCACCUUUGUUGUUGAGAAUAUGGUGCUUCCUUUAAUGCUCCGCCAUUAAAGCUCUCGUAUCACACACAGACACAGAUUUUGAAGAAAUAUCCUACACCCAUUUCUACAUCUAUCAUAUACACAACAGAACGCGCCUCUUGUAAAUUGCAUUUAAUUAAUUCAAACAAAGGGUUUGUUUUUUGCACCCGAAUUUCACACAGACUCGGCGCACAGAGGAGUUAUGGGUAUUAUGAUUUGCACGGACAUCGCCAUCACAUCAAUCGUCAUAUAGUUAUGGGCGUAUGAUGAACGGCCCUUGUUUUCAGCGUUUCCAAUUAUAGCAGUGUCAUUCUUUCUGUACAGGAAACAGUGUCACUUCGCACAGGGAUUAAGAUUUCAAGUUUUGAACGAGUUAUUAUGUCUGGUUCGACACUUGAAAUGGAUUAAAGGUCAUUUCUGUUUCGGGUAAUCAUGGAAGCUAUGCUCAAGGUAUUAUUCCAUUUCUUUUUCAUCUUCCUGUUGCUGGUUAACUCGGUGUUGACCCAGUCGACGGUGCGGCGACUGAGUUCCGGUGUAGAACGAACGGCGCUGUUCGAUCUUCGAGCUUCCUUAGGAAUAAAAGCCAGAUUCUGGCCGAGGAAGUUAGACCCAUGUACCAACUGGACAGGGGUGGAGUGCAGCAACGGCAGGGUCACCGGAAUAAAUUUGUCCGGUUUGCGACGAACUCGUGUUGGAAGUCUUUCCCCUUCUUUUUCUAUCGAUUCCUUGGUUCGAUGUACCCAAUUGGGUACCUUUAAUUCUUCAGGAUUUGUUCUUCCAGGGCAAAUCCCUGAUUGGUUAGGACAAAAUCUUAGUGCACUCCAGGUGCUCGACCUUACGUCUAGCUUAGUCUUCGGUCCAAUUCCUUCGUCAAUUGGUUCUCUAAAUCAACUCAAUCGUCUUCUUCUUGCCAAUAAUUCCCUUACUGGGAUUAUCCCAGAUUCUCUGAGGCAGCUUUCUUCACUAUCGACUCUAAAUUUGUCGCUCAAUAUGUUGACAGGAUCCAUACCCUCUUCAUUUUCAGCUCUCGCGAACCUCGCAGCUCUUGAUUUAUCUUCAAAUUUCUUAUCUGGCCCGAUCCCUAUGAACUUUGGUUCAUUUUCUAGUCUUCAAUCCUUAAAUCUUUCCAACAAUAGUCUUGCUUCUUCUCUCCCUAUACAGCUUGGAAACCUUUCUCAGUUAGUUGACCUUGAUCUUGGAUUCAAUUCAUUCUCUGGAUCAUUUCCAAAUGAACUAGGUCGUUUAACCAAUUUGAGGAGAUUAUCUGUUAAAAACAACAAUUUGGGUGGAAAUCUUUCUUCCAACUUCACACCAAAUAUCAUCCUUCUUGAUGUAUCAAGCAACAACUUCACUGGCAAUCUCCCAGACCUCUCAGCAUUUCCAAACACUUCUGGUGUCACCUUAAACUUCUCAAACAAUCAAUUCUACGGAAUCCUGAAUUCCAGUGUCUCUAAUCUGGAUUCCAUCGAUCUAUCCAACAACUAUCUCCAGGGUUUAAAUGUCAAUCUUGAAAACACAACUUCCAUAUCAAGAAACUGCUUCAUUCGAAUCCCAAACCAAAGAAGCUUAGAUGAUUGUAGAACAUUCUAUCUUCUAAGAAAUCUACCUUUCAAUGGUGAUUCCAAUUCCAAUCCCAUAACUCCAUUGCAACCUCAACUCCCUAGAAAGAGCAACAACAACAACCGUUUGAAAUACGUUAUGGCUGGAGUUUUUGGUGGACUUGGUAUCUUUAUAAUCAUAGUUAUGAUACUAUUUUUAGUAUUUAAACCAUGUAAUAAAAGAUCAGUAAGCCAAAGAAGUGCAAAUGUAGAACCUGUUCAAGAAGAAGGAAACGAAAAGGGUCAAACCAUUUCAGUCAACUUAAUGUUUGACUCAUUUUCAUAUGAGCAAAUUUCACAAGCCACAAGUGGUUUCAGUGAUUCAAAUCUCAUGAAACAUGGACACACUGGAGACAUCUUUAAAGGGAAAUUAGAAGAUGGAGUUUCUAUUGUUGUGAAAAGAGUCGAUAUGCGUGUGUCAAGAAAAGAUUGUUACAUGUCUGAAUUGGAGUUGUUUAGUAAAGGAAUGCACACAAGAUUGGUCCCACUUUUGGGACAUUGUUUGGAACAUGAAACUGAGAAGCUUCUUGUUUAUAAAUUCAUGCCAAAUGGGGAUCUUUCAAAUUCUUUGUAUAGGUCUACUAGUUUGGAAGAUUCUGGUUUACAAUCUUUAGAUUGGAUCACAAGAUUAAAAAUUGCUAUUGGAGCUGCUGAAGGGUUAUCUUAUCUACAUCAUGAAUGCAAUCCUCCCAUUGUUCAUAGAGAUAUUCAAGCAAGCAGUAUUUUACUUGAUGAUAAAUACGAUGUACGUCUUGGAAGCUUGAGUGAAGUUUGUGUUCAAGGAGUUGAAGAAAAUCAAAAUGUUAUCUCAAGGCUUUUGCGGAUUUCAUCGAACUCUGAACCAACUCCUUCUGGGUCAUCAUCACCUCCAAUUUGUGCAUACGAUGUGUAUUGUUUUGGAAAGGUGUUACUGGAGCUUGUAACGGGCAAAAUUGGAAUAAAUAAUUAUGAAUGGGUGGAGCAAACAUUAUCUUUCAUCAACAACUAUGACAAAGAACUUGUAUCCAAGAUUGUUGACCAAUCUUUAGUGAUAGAUGAAGACUUAAUGGAAGAAGUGUGGGCUGUAGCCAUAGUAGCAAAAUCUUGUCUAAAUCCAAAGGCAUCAAAAAGGCCUCAAAUGACUCAUAUUUUAAAAGCAUUGGAAAACCCUUUUAGGGUUGUGAGGGAAGAAGACUUUAGUUCGGGGAGAUUAAGGAAUAAUUCUUCUAGAAGGUCUUGGAGUGCUGCUUUGUUUGGUAGUUGGAGGCAAAGCUUUUCAGGGAGUGUUCAUAGUCAAAGUCAAAAGAGCAGAGAGGGUGUUAGUGGUCAAAGGAGAGAGAAUUCUCAAGGGAGUGGUGCAAAUGAUAAAAGAUUGUCAAGUGAGAUUUUCCCUGAACCAGUAGACAUCAAUGAUGUGGAAAGACAAGAUGAAACUCGAUAAAUUAUGAGCAAUUUUUUUUAUGGUUAUGAGAUUUUGUGGUUUGAAAAGCAUGUAUUUAUUGUUGUUGUGCUUGUGAUAGAUCUAGAUCCAUUGAAGUUGAAAUGUAAAUUGCUAAAGUGUGAAGCUUUGUGACAAAAUCAAAUUGUGUUAGAAAGUUUGAUUUGACACAAAAUCCAAGUCAGAUGUAUUUAGGGGCUAAGUGCUAGAAAUAAGAGUACAUAUGAAGUAAAUGAAAGGGCUAAAUGCAAGAAAUGAUAAUGUACUUUCUUU